UAUAAUAUUUAAAAAUUCAGAAAUCCCGAUGCUAAAAGCGAUCAACUGUUUGUCGCACAUAAUAGCUUCCCCAGCCCACGAAGUGUCGAUGAGAUGACCGACUAAGCAUCUCUUAUAUCGUCGGUCCAUCAAUCAGCCUGCCUCCCUCGAUUCGGAGGCCCUCUUCUCUCCUCACUACCAUUUGCCGCAGUGCCCACCUCCGCCUCUUUCCUUCCUGCUCUCUCCUCGAAUUGAAGGCGAACACCAGAUUUUAAUAUCAUAAAUCGGCAUUUUUUGGGGGGAGGGAACUCCAAUCGAUGAGCCGCUACGACAGCCGCGCCGCCGACCCCGGUUCCUACCGCGACCGGAGAAGCGAUGCAGGAUUCGGCGGGAGUUCACAGAGCUACAGCAGGGGAUUCGAGCCCUCCGGCAAGCGAGACGCGGGGGCCACCGGCGACCUGGAUGGGCUGCUCACUCCCUUCGAGAAGAACUUCUACGUAGAGGCCCCCUCCGUGGCUGCUAUGACCGAGGAGGAGGUGGAGGCGUACCGCCGGAAGAGGGAGAUCACCGUCGAGGGCCGUGAUGUGCCAAAACCCGUCAGAGAGUUCCAGGACAUCGGUUUCCCAGAAUAUGUUAUGCAAGAAAUUGAAAAGGCUGGAUUUGUAGAGCCUACUCCUAUACAAGCACAAGGAUGGCCAAUGGCUUUGAAGGGUCGUGACCUCAUUGGUAUUGCUGAAACUGGAUCUGGAAAGACGCUAGCUUAUUUGUUACCUGCCAUUAUCCAUGUUAAUGCUCAGCCAGUUUUAGCUCCUGGUGAUGGUCCAAUUGUUCUGGUUUUGGCUCCAACUCGUGAACUUGCUGUUCAGAUACAACAAGAAGCGACUAAGUUUGGAGCAUCCUCAAAGAUAAAGAACACUUGUAUAUAUGGUGGGGUUCCAAAGGGUCCUCAAGUUCGAGAUCUUCAAAAAGGUGUUGAGAUUGUUAUUGCUACACCUGGACGUCUUAUCGAUAUGUUGGAGUCACACCAUACAAACUUAAGGAGGGUCACAUAUCUUGUUUUGGAUGAGGCUGAUCGAAUGCUAGACAUGGGCUUUGAACCUCAGAUGCGGAAAAUUAUUUCCCAGAUUCGCCCAGAUCGUCAGACCCUUUACUGGAGUGCUACUUGGCCCAAGGAGGUCGAACAACUUGCAAGGCAGUUUCUGUAUAACCCAUACAAGGUGAUUAUCGGUUCCAUAGACUUGAAAGCUAAUCAUGCAAUACACCAGCGUGUAGAGAUUGUUUCAGAGAAUCAGAAAUAUAACAAAUUGGUCAAACUGCUGGAGGAUAUCAUGGAUGGUAGCCGAAUUCUGAUAUUCAUGGACACCAAGAAGGGUUGUGACCAGAUCACAAGACAGCUACGAACUGAUGGCUGGCCUGCUCUGUCUAUUCAUGGUGAUAAAAGUCAAGCUGAAAGGGACUGGGUCCUUUCUGAAUUUAAAUCAGGGAAGAGUCCUAUAAUGACUGCUACUGAUGUUGCUGCUCGUGGUUUGGAUGUGAAGGACGUGAAAUAUGUGAUCAACUAUGACUUUCCUGGAUCCUUGGAGGAUUAUGUGCAUCGUAUUGGGCGAACGGGAAGAGCUGGGGCCAAGGGAACUGCAUAUACCUUUUUCACUGCAGCUAAUGCAAGAUUUGCAAAAGAUCUUAUUAAAAUAUUAGAAGAAGCUGGGCAGAAAGUUAAUCCCGAGCUGGCUAAAAUGGGUCGCGGACCCCCUCCCCCAGCAGGUCAUGGUGGAUUCCGAGAUCGAUAUGGCAGCAGUCGCCAGUGGAGCUGACGUAUGGAGAUAAAUGUUCUGUUGUUCAAAUGUCACUAAAUAGGAUAGAUCAUCUUUCCACCAAGGCAACGCAUCCAUCUUCGAGUGGCUGAGGUGGAGCUGCGGCAAGCGAAAGACAUCGUGUAUGAUGCAUGUUUGGACACCCAUUUUUGUUUUGAUGAAUGGCUGAAUAUUUGUCGAAGUUAGACAGCAAUACAUGUAAUAUUCGACCUAUAUGUAAUUUGCUUCUUUUAAAGAGGACUUGGCCGAGUAUUUUCAACA
Molecule: messenger RNA, 2051 nt
Organism: Musa acuminata subsp. malaccensis (wild Malaysian banana)
Lineage: Eukaryota; Viridiplantae; Streptophyta; Magnoliopsida; Zingiberales; Musaceae
Product: DEAD-box ATP-dependent RNA helicase 20
Cellular component (GO): ribonucleoprotein complex; cytoplasm; nucleus
Molecular function (GO): RNA binding; ATP binding; RNA helicase activity
Source: RefSeq, a predicted model, not a curated record